GGCUAUACUGUAUAACACAGACUUGAUAAAUAAAACGCGUUCUGUAAUAGUUUAACGCACUAGUUUCAAGGUCGCAGUGUUCGAUUUCCGGUUGUUUACACAUCACAUUUGAAUCCGUAAUAUCACAUUUAUUAAUGAAUAAAGUUAAGGUCAGCCAAAAAAAGAAAUGGAAGCCAAAAAGAGAAAUCUCGGACAGAAAGGACCAACUAAAAAGCUUAAGAAAACAGCUUCAAUAGAGCAACCCAACAAAGCAGAUAUCCAAGGAGAGCUGCUGUUGACUGGUAGCACACUGACUGGUGAGACAGACACUAGUAAAACAGAAGCUGGCCCAAUUCAAUCUGAAGAUGAAGCAUAUGACUUUUAUGUCAUGAGUGACAACGCUGAAUGGGAGAAAACGACAAUAACUGAGUUGGAGAAAAGGAGGCAAGGAAUACGGUGUAUUAGCAGAAAUGAGUGGAUUCCUGGAAAAUACAAACUUGAUAAUUUGAUAGAACCAGUUAAUAUUUGCAAGAAAGUUGUUGUAGGAUUUGCACCAUCACCAGCAAUUGGUAGUACAAAUUAUCUGGCACAAUCUGUUGUUCAGAGAAUGCUUGAUGAAAAUAGCACUGGAAAACUUAUCCCUGUCAGGAUAUCAGAGGAUUCUAUAAUACCAGAAGCUUUAAAUGUUCUACAUUCAGCAAAUGGUUGGGAAGAUAACUUGUGCGAGAAGUUGUUCUUUGCUUUAGAUGCAAUGGCUGCUGGCAAAUCAUCGUACACAUUAGAAGGCAGCAAAGAUGAACAAAUAUCUUGUCCAAGUCAUGGGAAAAAUUUACUGGAAUUUUACUGCUCAACAUGCAAGAAAUCAGCAUGUGAGGAUUGUAAGCAUGUAAUUCGUUGCUAUCAAAAUAAUCAUAAUGUGAUACCAAUGAAAACUGCUGUCCAUGAGUUUAACCAAAAUGCUACUGAGGUUAUGAAUAUAGCUCAAGGCAUUCAAAUCAAAUUGAAAGGAACACUUGAUGUUAUUAAUAAUGACAGAUCUGACUUCGAACAUCACCUAAAAUUAUGCAAGCAAGCUAUUGAAGUGAAGGAGAAGGCACUUAUUAAUAAAAUAAAAGAAAAAGGCAAAAAAUUAAUUUCAGACUUUGAAGAAAUAUACAAAGAAAAGAAAAACGUUGUUGAUAGUCAAGUUAAAAAUAUUGAUACAAAGCUGACUAAAGUUAAUAAUGUGAUGGCCUCAAUCAGUACAAUGAUGAACAAACCACAAGAAACUGAAACUCUUGAAUACCAUAAGACAACUAUCAACACUGUCAGAGAUGAGAUUUUAGGAACUGAUUUUGAUAAAUCAUUUCAUAAAAAAAAUAUUACACCAACUUUCAUUCCAUCUACACACUUGGAUGAGGUAAUGAAUACUGAAUGCAUUGGUAAAAUCACAACUGUUGAUGGAAUAUACAAGGUUGAUCAAGAUGAUGAAGCAAUUACCGUCACAAAAGGACAAACAUUUGUAGUAACCGUAUCAAGCUUAAGUGAGAGCGAUGCAAGUAAAUUAUCUGCAACUCUAAGCAACCCAUCACAUGAAGAAUCAGCCACUGAGGUAGAAUAUCAAGGAAAUGGAGAGUAUAAAAUAACAGGUAAAUGCAAUGUGGAAGGUGACUGGCAAAUGAAGAUUAUUGCGGGAGAGGCGCACAUCAAAGGAUCUCCAGUGAAUAUCAAGGUGGAAGCAUUGGGACUUGUACAUACCAUUGGUAACAUAUCAGAUUAUAAAGAACAUAUGAAAGAAAAUAAAGUGACAGAUGUAGUGUUAGACACAGAUGGAUGCAUAUUAGUAUCUAGUGCUAGUAAAGAUAUAUUAAAGUUCAAUCAAUCAGGUUCAUUUGUUGCUAAGAUACAGGUGCCACAAAAUGUACAGGUCGAUAGCAUGCAUCUAAUGUGUGAUGGUCACAUGGUGUACAGUGAUUUCUUAGGAAAAUGUGUUGUAAUGUGUGAUGACAAAUUUAAAGAAAUCAUCUCAUUUGGUAAAGGAAAAUUGAAAUAUCCAUGGGGAUUGACAGUAAACAAAAAAACUGGAGUCCUGUAUGUAACAGAUAGUGAGGCUCACUGUGUGUUUAAAUUCAAUGUUGAUGAUGGUAGACUACUAGGUAAGAUAGGUUCAGAGGGUAGUGAAGUAGGUCAGAUGAAUAAACCAAAUGUUGUUACUUUAACCAAGGAAGGUCAUAUGAUCAUUGCUGACUUCGCCAAUAGUAGAAUACAAAUGUUUGAUGCAAAUGAUAAGUUUAUGCGAAUCCUUGUUGGCUGUGGUAAGGAAGAUGGUAAAAUUUGGGCUCCUUGUGGUGUAACCAUGGAUAUGGAUGAAAAUAUAAUAGUGUCAAGUAAUCAUAAACUACAAUUAUUUGAUAAAAAUGGUGUCUUUAUUAAACGAAUAGAUCAUAAAGAUGAUGGAUUAGAUAUCCCAGCAGGAAUCAGUGUAAUCUCCAAUAGACCAAGAAGAGUAGCAGUAGCAAACCACAAUGCAAACAAUGUUAAAAGUUUUAACUAUUAAAUGACAUUGAAAUAUUAAGCCGUCUAUAUUAUAACUAUUAAAAUACACGGUACAAUUUGAUUUAAAUUCUCAUAAAAAUAAAGUCACAGUAAAUAUUGUACUGUUACUUGUUAUUCCAGGACAAUAUUCAUUUAUGCCUGUUUAAAGUAAUAUACAAGCAGCAGAGUAGUUCUGCAAAUGCUCAGUUUUGACAUUAAUUAUACUAUGUUAUUCUACGUUACUCAUUAGACAAUGUUGUCAGAGUGUUGCAUCAUGUAUGUGCGAGUUACACAAAAUAGUAAUAAAAUGUCUAUAUCAAAAUGA
Messenger RNA from Anneissia japonica, 2818 nucleotides. RefSeq names its product E3 ubiquitin-protein ligase TRIM71-like. NCBI's taxonomy places the organism in Eukaryota, Metazoa, Echinodermata, Crinoidea, Comatulida, Comatulidae. The coding region runs from base 167 to 2515 and encodes 782 amino acids. Gene Ontology annotation, molecular function: zinc ion binding; ubiquitin protein ligase activity; translation repressor activity. Gene Ontology annotation, biological process: negative regulation of translation; proteasome-mediated ubiquitin-dependent protein catabolic process; protein polyubiquitination. The record is from RefSeq and is a predicted model, not a curated record. The transcript has 5 exons.